UUCUAAGUUGACACCGCGAGCUAAAGUCAAAAGACAAUUCGACAUCUUGACCAGAAUAUAUUCUCUCCUAGUCCACCGCUCCCUUUCUGCUCUUGGCCUCCAUUUCAAGGCCGUUAAGGCUCAAGCCUGGAGAGCCGUAGGUGCAGCUGCACCCGGAAAUGUCACAUCAGCUGACUCGUGGUGAAGCCGAGGCAACUUCCCCAGAUUCGCGCUCGGCAACGAAGGUUCAGCACCGCCCGCUGUCCUCUUGAAUAAAUUGCCUUUGCCUCCUCUCACCUCUCUUUCAAUCAACUCCCUUCUUGAAACACUCUGCCAUUCUGAUCCAUCGUGCCAAUAUCUCUCUAUUCUACUCUGUACAAUCCCUUUGCAACUCUCUCAAACAACAGUAUCUACAGUCAAAAUGGCCUCGCCUCGUAAGUUUCACAUGCCUCUCUGUAACUACACCGGAAAUGUAAAUAACUGAUAGGGUGUAAUAGAGCAACUCCGCACCACGGUAACCGACCUUCUCAAGAUCAAGCAUCCCAUCAUCCUCGCAGGAAUGAAUGUCGCAGCUGGUCCUAAACUCGCCGCAGCAGUCACAAACGCCGGAGGACUCGGUGUUCUCGGAGGAAUUGGCUACACACCAGACAUGUUGAGAGAGCAAAUCGCAGAACUCAAGUCUUUCCUCGACGACCAGAGCGCACCAUUUGGUGUUGAUUUGUUACUUCCCCAAGUUGGUGGCAGUGCCAGAAAGACCAAGUACGCAUCACAUGCCGGAACAUAUCCCAUUAUGAUUACUAUCCAAACAAAAGCUGACGUGUGAACUCCACAGCUACGAUUAUACCAAGGGAAAGCUUGAUGAGUUGAUUGCCAUUAUUAUCGAGAGCGGUGCCAAACUCUUCGUUUCAGCCGUCGGUGUCCCACCAAAACAUGUCGUUGAAAGACUCCACAAAGCUGGUAUUUUGUAUGCAAACAUGAUUGGACACCCAAAGCACGUCAAGAAAUGCCUCGACCUUGGAGUUGAUAUUAUCUGCGCACAAGGUGGUGAGGGAGGUGGACAUACCGGAGAUGUCCCAACAACUGUCUUGAUUCCAGCAGUAGUAGAGCUUUGCAAGGGCAAGACCAGUCCUAUGAGUGGUGCACCUGUCCAGGUGGUUGCUGCAGGUGGUAUCUACAAUGGCCAAACUGUUGCCGCAGCUCUUAUGAUGGGAGCUAGCGCUGUCUGGGUUGGAACAAGAUUCAUUUUGACCGAGGAAGCCGGUGCCUCAAAGGCACACCAGGAGGCUGUUAGAACUGCAGGGCAUGAUGACAACGUUAGAACUAUUAUCUUCACUGGUAGACCGUUGAGAGUACGAACCAACUCAUACAUUAUCAACUGGGAAGAGAACCGCGCUGCGGAAAUCAAGGAACUUACCGGAAAGGGUGUCAUUCCUGUUGAGCACGACUUUGAGACUUUGGGAGAUGAUCUUGAUGAUGAGGUAAGCAUACUCACUUCCCUGGAGAAUUCGAGAUCCAAUAGCUAACAUUACUGCAGACAAUGGACAACGCCAGACCUUUCCUGAUGGGCAAAGCAGCCGCAGUCGUCAACGAGAAGAAGAGCGCCAAGGGUGUUGUAGAUGAGUUGGUUGGAGAUGCUGUCAAAUGGAUCCAGAAGGGAGAGAAGAUGAUUGCCAAAUUGUAAAAAUAAUGGACCAGCAUUUGUGAGCAGCAUGGCGCUGGAGAUUCAGU
Hymenoscyphus albidus is the source of this 1707-nucleotide messenger RNA. NCBI's taxonomy places the organism in Eukaryota, Fungi, Ascomycota, Leotiomycetes, Helotiales, Helotiaceae. The record is from the annotation of a GenBank genome assembly.